AUGUCGGACGACCUGGGGUGGGGCGAGGUUGGCCUCUACCCGAGCGACUCGCCCCACGGGCGCAUCGCCACGCCGCACCUGGACCAGUUCGGCAGGGAGGGCAUGGUCUUCCGUCACGCGUACGCUGGCUACACCGUGUGCGCCCCGAGCCGUAUGUCUUUCUUCACGGGCAGACACGCUGGGACUUUCUGGUCUGCGGGCAUCAACGGCAUGUCACUCAAGGCCAAGCAGCUGGUGAACAGGACCCUCGGUCCUGUGCUGCGGGGCGCUGGUUACACGACAGGCCUCUUCGGCAAGAGCUCGCCACUGGAGAGCCCAGAGAGACAGGGGUUCGACAAGUUCGUUGGCCAGGUCAGUCAGGAGCUGUGCCACAACAUGUACCCGCGGUAUAUCGAUCAGGGCGAUGCGCAGCUCAACUUCAACCUGACGGGGAAUUUCAAGCCGAAGAGUCGGGAGCUCUGCAUGGCCUCGCCGGAGCUUUACAAUUACACCGUCGACGUCUUCCACGCCUCGGCGAUGGAGUGGUUCGAGGAGGCAGUGAGAGGCCCGAGGCCGGUGUUUCUUUACCUGGGCUACACGGUGCCCCACGGGGGCGGCUGGGCCGACGCCCCUGCGUCUCCCAUGCCGGCACACCCUGUGCCCUCUGAUCUGCAGUACGCGCAGGAGCCGUGGCCGCCGAAGGAGAAGGACCACGCGGCGAUGAUCACAUAUUUGGACCUUAAGAUUGGCGACCUCAUGCAGAGAAUCAAGCUGAUGGGCGUUGACAGCAGCACUGUGGUGUUCUUUGCGUCCGACAACGGGGGGCACAAGGAGAGCGGCCACCACCCCGACUUCUUCGACUCGAACGGAGGCCUCCGCGGUUUCAAGCGCAGCCUCUUCGAAGGGGGCGUGCGGUCUCCUACCAUGGCACGCUGGCCCGGCGUCAUCCCGCUCGGCACCACAUCCGAUUUCCAGUGGAUUCUGGGACGUGCUGCCGACGCUCGCGGACCUCGCUGGCGCCCGGGCGCCGCCGGACCUCGACGGCCUCAGCUUGGCGCCGACUCUGUUCGGAGGGCCCCGAGAGGCGCACGCCUACCUCUACUGGACCUGGGUGGGCACCGGCAUCCCGCCGACGCCGUGGGCGUUCACCGAGGUCCUGGCGUCGCAGCUUCUUCGCAGCGGGCGGUGCUGCCUUGCGCGUCGGGCCCCUUCUGA
This is a messenger RNA of Prorocentrum cordatum, 1194 nucleotides long. The record is from the annotation of a GenBank genome assembly. NCBI's taxonomy places the organism in Eukaryota, Dinophyceae, Prorocentrales, Prorocentraceae.